CUGCAUAGGUAGCAUCGCAUCCCAGUCACAUACAUCUAUAUUCUUUAUUUAUCGUCGCCUUCAUUAUCGGUUGAUGUAAUUUCUUCACGCACGCAUAAUCUUCCUCUAGCCUUCCUUAGGGUGGUCGCAUUGAUCUGGUCUGGUCUGUGGUGUAUUCUCAUUACUAGGCGCGUCACAUCAUUAUGCUGUUAGAGGAGCAAAGGUUCCUUCACGAGGACCUUGAGCGCCUCGAACAAGGCAUAGCUGAUCGAAUCGGUGAAGAACCGAAGCAGAUUCGAGAUCGAUUGGCACGCGACCAUCAGAUUGCCCAAUUUCUCGACCGCAUUUCUUCGCAGUCUGCUAAGCUGCUAGAAAUAUAUCGCGAUGCAGAUGGCUCAAGAUCACGCGAAAUUCAACAGAUAGGGACAGGGGACCCAAUGGACGAAUUCUACAAGCAGCUUACGGACAUCAAAGGCUUCCACGCGAGGUACCCUAACGAGCCAGUCGAGAACCUAGAGCGCGCAUAUCGGCCUAAGAAGGGCGCCGACGAGGCGGGCCAACCGAGCAUUGUCGAUACUAUGUUCACUGGAGAGGAAUCAUUCGGCCGCUUCUUCGACUUACAGACUUGCCAUGAACUAUACCUUAAUUUGCCCAAUGCCAAGAGGCUCAGCUAUGUACAAUAUCUAGACCUAUUCGAUAACUUUGCGCCUGGUGCCGCUGGAUUGAAGAGGUCCGAGAAGAUGACGGAUCAAUAUUUCGCCUAUGUUGGCCACCUCGCUCUCGACCUGGAGACAUUCAUGCGCAAGACCAGACCGCUCGAGAACAUUGAUAAAGUUCUUUCCGAGUUCGAUAAGAAGUUCGAAGAGGAUUGGGAAAAUGACAAUGUGUCCGACUGGAAGAUGGAAGAUUCUAGCGCGAUAUCGGGUGCUGGGAAGUCUUCGACGAAUGAGGGCAUCUGGUGCGAGGCUUGCGAGAAGGCUUUCACCAACGAAAACGUCUACAAAAACCACCUUAGUGGUAAGAAGCAUAUCAGGGCAGAAAAUGAACGGAAGAAGAAGGAACAAGAUGAUUCCACAAGCGCCACCAAUGGGGCUAAUAAGGGAGCGGCCUCAACAACAAGAUUGAAAGAAAGGGCGAUCGCAGAGCGCGAGAACCGCAUCAAGCGCCUCGCGAGCGCCAUGAGUACCGAGCGCAGCGAUACCCGAGUGAAUGUCGAGCGCAAACAACUCAUGACAGAUAAGGAACGUCGACAAGAGAUCGACAACGUAUUUAAUGUGACGGUGCCUACAGCACAGGCAGCCGACAUAGACGAAGGCGAAGAGGGCGAAGACGACGACAAGAUAUACAACCCAUUGAAGCUUCCAUUAGCGUGGGAUGGCAAGCCCAUUCCUUUCUGGCUGUACAAGCUGCACGGAUUGGGAGUCGAAUUCGCUUGCGAGAUAUGCGGCAACUUCGUCUACAUGGGGCGACGCGCAUUCGAUAAGCACUUCAACGAGGCGCGACAUAUUCACGGGCUAAAGUGUCUGGGCAUUACGAAUACCGCGCUCUUCCGCGACAUCACGCGGAUCGACGAGGCUUUAAGGUUAUGGGAAAAGAUACAGAGGGAUAGGCGGGGUGACAGAGUCGAUGACGGGAGUGUUAUUCAAAUGGAGGAUGCAGAAGGGAACGUCAUGCCCGAGAAAGUGUACUAUGAUCUGCAGAAGCAGGGACUCUUGUAAAAUUGGUGUAUAUUAGGAGUUGGGUGUGCAUACUGGCUUUUCAACCAUUUCAACAGCGCUCUAAUAUUCUUGCUCGGAAAUCCGAUUGCCGGUGACGGCUUUCAAGGCGUACUUAGCAUAUGUUCAUCGUGGUUCGCUGUGAUACCAACAGGUUUCUAUAUCUUCCUUUAAGUCCUAUGUGAAAUGAAAGCAAUGCACUUGAUGAAGGACGACUUAUCGCGCUUCGCCCAAGUAUGAAAUACCGAUAUAGUCGCACUUAUUCAAUGCUCGCCUUUCUUAUCGUAUUUUCAAUUUGAUCGAUUUAUUCUUCCCUUUUUCUUUGUCAAAUCAGGCGGUUGAUGGCAUGAAGUCGGAAUCUGGUCUGUGCUUAUCCCGCC
Molecule: messenger RNA, 2074 nt
Organism: Xylaria bambusicola
Lineage: Eukaryota; Fungi; Ascomycota; Sordariomycetes; Xylariales; Xylariaceae
Exons: 2
Coding region: 183-1697 (504 amino acids)
Biological process (GO): mRNA splicing, via spliceosome
Cellular component (GO): nucleus; spliceosomal complex
Molecular function (GO): RNA binding; zinc ion binding
Source: RefSeq, a predicted model, not a curated record